GGAACAUCUCGGGAGUUAUUAAUGUGAUUUGUUGUCGACUGUUGACAAACAAGAAAGAUCUUCAAUUGUCAGUGAAUUGAAAAAAAAAAUGACCACUUUAACUGUGUGCAAUCGAAUUGAAUCAGGAAAAUCUGAAAAAGUAAAAUUAAAUUCGAUUAAUUUUAAAAGUUCAGUUCAAAAUUUGAAAGAUGGAAUAUCAAAGAAGAUAAAAAGACCAGUAUCCGAUUUUGAUAUUAUAUAUUGUGGACAGCGUUUAGAUGAUCAGAAGCCAUUAGAAACAUAUGGAUUAAAGGAUGGAGUCACUUUGUAUUUGGUGAAAAGGUACAACAAAGAACCAGCAAAAUCUCCAGAAAAGAUGUCUGAUGCUGCCAUGAGGCAGUUAGUGAUAACAUUACAGUCAGCUUUACUUAAACCUUCCUGUAAAAGUACAAUUGAAAGAAUGUUGAAUAGUCCAGAAGCAUUAGAGCGUUUAAUUUCAGCCACUCCUGGGCUAGAAAAUGACCCAGUUGCUCUAUCCAUGCUACAAGACCAAGAACUCUUGGCAAUACUCUCUCAUCCAGAAAACAUCAAAGAAGUGGUCAGCAAGCAUCCUGCUUUUGGACAUGCAGCUUUGUCGGUAUGCCAGGUGGUCAAUGAGGAGGGGUCAGGGAGGGACGCCGACAGAAUCACUACAGGCUCUUACUACUUAGAUCAGAUGUCAGAUGAUGAAGACGAUUCAAUAGCUAACAGACCAGGUCCAAGUUCAGGGGGAAUCACUCCAUCACAGCUGGCUGCAGCUUUAGCAUCAGCAACUCAAGGGGGAGCCACUAAUCAACCAUUACAGAACAUUUUACCUGGUGCAAUAACAGCAGACUUUUUCCAGCAAGCCAUCAGACAGGCACAGGAGGCAACUAACGGUAACCAGGGCAAUUUGUUACAAACUCAGCUCCAACAGCUUAGGGACAUGGGAAUCACAGAUGAGGCCUUGGCAAGGCGAGCUCUGCAGGCCACAGGUGGGGACCUACAGGCAGCGCUCGACAUGCUGUUUGGCGAUGGACAAUUUUAAUUUAUUAUCUUUAAAGUGAAAACUGUUCAUUCAAAAAACUUGUAUAUAUGUGUAGUGUAUAGCAUGGAAUUUUUUUUUACUUAAGCUUACAAUGAAUUGUUUUAAAAACAAAA
Magallana angulata is the source of this 1158-nucleotide messenger RNA. RefSeq names its product ubiquitin-like protein 7. NCBI's taxonomy places the organism in Eukaryota, Metazoa, Mollusca, Bivalvia, Ostreida, Ostreidae. Gene Ontology annotation, molecular function: polyubiquitin modification-dependent protein binding. Gene Ontology annotation, cellular component: cytosol. Bases 89 to 1045 code for a protein of 318 amino acids. The record is from RefSeq and is a predicted model, not a curated record. Gene Ontology annotation, biological process: ubiquitin-dependent protein catabolic process. The transcript is spliced from 10 exons.